AUGCAAAAAUUCAUCGAUAAAAUUAAGGAGCAAAAUGUACAAGGGAACAAUUCCCCCAAUAAGCUAUUACCGACCAAAAGGAUCCAAUUUAAUAAUAUACUGGAAAAGAAAAAAAUAGAAGAAGACAAAGCAGAGCAUGCCAAACUUUUAAAAGUUGUUAAGGACUACUAUCGCACUAAUCUGAAAAGACGAGCAUUUUCUGCAAUUACAAAUGAUUAUUAUAAAAUGCAGAGCCUUCUCUGCGUUCUUAAAUUAAGUGAUCUUCGGAGAAGGAGGAAACUCGUUUUUCUAUCCUUUCUAAAACAUAAAUGCUCAAGCAAGUUGUCAAAAUGUGUUGCCCAGUCUAUCGCCCGUUUCAUUGACGCAAAACAGAGGAGAAUGGCAAAAUUCCGCUUUUUCCAAAUUAUCAAAAAUAAAUUCUUGGCCACAGAAGGAGCAUACUUAAAAAUAAAAAAAAAAAGAAUUGAUGAAAUUAUGACGAGUACAUUUUACAAAUGGCUUAACUUAACUGCGAAAAAAGUGGAAAACAAAUUUGAAAAGGCACGUCGUUAUCACAUGUUAAGAAAAAAGCAGAGAAUUUUUUAUCUAUGGAAACGAAGGAUAAACGAUGAUAAAUUUUUUAAAAAGGUAGAUAAAAUUUUUCUCAAGUUGGAAACAAUUGUAUCUUCCUGGACAAAAAGUUAA
Molecule: messenger RNA, 684 nt
Organism: Plasmodium knowlesi strain H
Lineage: Eukaryota; Apicomplexa; Aconoidasida; Haemosporida; Plasmodiidae
Product: conserved Plasmodium protein, unknown function
Exons: 4
Coding region: 1-684 (227 amino acids)
Source: RefSeq, a predicted model, not a curated record